AUGCUGCAGGAUAUGAAGACGCAAGGCGAGAAGGACAAGCAGGACGAGGAAGUUCAAUAUGCCGCAUACAAGCAGUUCUGCGCAGUCACGGAGAGAGAAACGCAGCGCUCGAUCGAAGAUGGGACCGAGAAGAUAGAGGUCCUCACUGCAGAAAUGGAGAAGAGUGGAUCCGAUGCCACCAGGCUUGGUGAAGAAGUCGCAGCUCAUGUUGCAGACAUAGAGGGCGCCAAAGCAGAAAAGGAGGAGGCGUCGAAGAUGCGGGAGACGGAGCGGAAAGACUUCCAAGCGAUGUUCAAGGACCUGUCGGAGUCGAUCGACGCCAUCGGCAGAGCAACGAAAGAGCUCCAGUCCGGGAAAGCUCAGGAGGGCUCCCUCAUUCAGCUAAAUGCCUUGAAGCUGCCGGAGAAGGCCAGCAAAGGCCUGAAUUCCCUGCUCUCCGAGGGCUUCGAGGAUAGCCUCUUGAGUGAGUUGCAAGCACCGGAUCAGUUCAAGUCAGGAGGUAUCAUCAAGAUGCUCGAGAAGCUGGAAGAGCAGUUUGUGGACGAACGUGUGCAGCUUGAGAAGGAAGAGAUGUCCAAGAAGCAUGCUUUCGAGCUUCUGGUUCAGAGUGUCACGACAAAGAUUGCUGAGGCGACGAAGGAGCAGCAGCAAAAGCAUACCACCCAGGCAAAGAAGCUUCAAGACAAGGCAGAAGCCUCCAGUGGGCUGUCCGAGACCGAGGCCGGCCUCGAAGUGGACAAGAAGUACCUGGCUGAUUUGACGACCACCUGCCAAAAGAAGGCAGGGGACUUCGAAGAGCGCCAGAAGCUUCGCGGAGAGGAGCUCGUUGCGCUGGACGAAGCCAUCAAGGCAAUCUCCGAGAUCUCCGGAGCCAGCCUCGCGCAGACGGUGAAGACGGCCUCGGCCCUGGCGCAGCUGCGAACUGACGCGGCGAACCCGGCGCAGGCCCAAGUGGCUCGUUUCCUGCAGAGGGAGGCGUCGAGUCUGAACAGCCGGCUUCUUUCCGCGCUUGCGGAGCGCGCUCGAGCAGACCCAAUGGCGAAGGUCAAGCAGAUGAUCGAGCAGCUGAUUGUGCGACUCAAGGACCAGGCCAAGGAGGAGACGACCAAAAAGGGUUGGUGCGAUGCGGAAAUGUCGACGAACAAAGCCACGCGCGAGGAGAAGUCCGAUGCCGUGAGCAGUUUGAAGGCAGAGAUCGACGAGUUGGAGGCGCACAUCAGCAAGCUGGGAGAGGAGAUCGUCAGCUUGUCCGGUGAGCUCACCGAACUUGACAAUGCAGCAUCAGAGGCGACCAGUCUCAGGCAGAAGGAGGAGGCCAAGAAUGAGGCAACGGUCAAGGAAGCAAAAGAGGGCCAGGAUGCAGUGGCCAAGGCGAUCAUGGUGCUGAAGGACUUCUAUGCCAAGGCUGGGAAGUCCACGGCCUUGCUGCAGAGCUCUGAGCUGCAUGGAGCCCCUCCCGUUUUCGGCGACGAGCCCUACACAGGCAUGCAGAAGGCAAAAGGUGGAGUGGUGGCGAUGCUGGAGGUGAUCGAGUCAGACUUCUCUCGAAUGGAGGCGGAAGCCACUGCCAGCGAGGCAGCGUCAAAGAAAGAGUUUGAGAGCUUUGUGGAGGAGUCCAAGAUCACCAAGGCAGAGAAAUCCAAGGAGGUAGAGCACAAGACGUCCUCGAAGCAGCAGAAGAAGUCCGAGCUCAUCACCCUGCAGGCUGACCUGCAGGGAACUGAGAAGGAGCUGGAUGCGGCCGAGGUGUAUUUCGAGAAGCUGAAGCCAGACUGCUUGGAUGCGGGCCCGAGCUACCAGGAGAGGAAAGCUCGUAGGGAGGAGGAGAUGAAGGAUCUGAAGGAGGCUCUCGAGAUGCUGGAUGCCGCGUGA
This is a messenger RNA of Symbiodinium sp. CCMP2456, 1872 nucleotides long. Lineage: Eukaryota; Dinophyceae; Suessiales; Symbiodiniaceae. The record is from the annotation of a GenBank genome assembly.